CCAACUGGGUCAUAUUUUUGUGGUGCCACCAUUAUUUCCUCGUGGAUGUAGGCGCACCAAGAUAACUGAGUAAAUAACAUUAUCUUCGAAGAUACUCGCUGAAUUCCCUUCUCUCGUUUUAAAGAAAAUGUCGAAAUUGCAGUUGUUGCGUGUGUUCUUAAAUGAGCGUUUAUCGGAAGCUGCUAUGGAGAUUUUCGGAGCAUUUGAGAAAACAGUUAUCGAGUACCAGGAGGAAAACGAACGUCUUCGGAGACUACUGCGGAUAACACCCGACAUAAAACGAUGUCGAAUAGACUCCCUACAGCUCUCUCUGGCUGUAUCAGAAGAGGAGGUUCCCCCUGAGCAGCAACACUGUGACCAGGAGUGGAGACUCAGUCUGGGGAUGGAGGACUUAGAACCCACACUGAUUAAAGAGGAACAGGAGGAACCCGGGACGAGUCAGGAGGAAGAACUUCAACAACUGGAGGUCAAUAGCAUAGGGUUCGAAUUCCCUCGUCCUUGCGUGAAAAGUGAAUGUGGUCAGGAACACCCACUUCUGUCCUUCCCCCAAACCCAGGCUGAGGAGAACAGAGGGAGUGCCUUUCCACCAGUGGACCACACCCCUUUUGACACUAGUACCCACCUAAAGGGUCUUGCCAUUCCAUAUGACCCGCCAGAUCAUCUGAACAACGCCUUCAGUAUCCGCUCCACCGUAAGCAGCGAUCCAGUAAGACUUGACAGCCACCCACAAUUGGAUCCCAACCAACAUAUGGGGGAACACUGUUCCCAACCCAGCACCAUGUCUAAAACUCACUGCUGCCCUGACUGUGGUGAAACAUUCGCUCUGAAGGCUGACCUGCAGGGUCAUGUGACUCUCGCCAAGAAGAGACCAAGCGAAUGCCGCUUAUGUAAAAAACGCUUCAACUCCACGUGCAAAUUGAAGGCUCAUGUCCAACUCUGCCACUUGGGAAAACCCUACACCUGCCCAUUUUGUGGCAAGAUCUUCAAACUUAAAGGACAUCUUCCCAGGCACAUGCGGAUUCACACAGGAGAGAAGCCAUUUCGCUGUGGUGACUGUGGAAAGAGCUUUGUUCAGAAGGGGGACCUGAGUAGGCAUAUAUUGACUCACACUGGAGAGAAACCAUAUAGCUGUCUCUACUGUGGGAAAAGCUUCAAUCGUAAGGACACCCUGAACUUGCACAUGCUGACACACACAGGAGAGAAUGUCCAUAAAAUGCACAACUAGGGAUGCACCGAUAUAUCAGGCAGCAAUUGGGUGAUUGUUUCAGUACAAUUGUGCUUUCUUCUGAAUAGGUGUUGAAUAUUCUCUGGUCAUUUUUGUACUCAUUUUUGUUUUAUAAUUUUUUUUAAAAUCUAAUACCUUAUUCACUACAUUUAUAUCAAGGCAUUGUAUAAUUUACAAUUACAGAAAGUGUGUAUUUAUCAUAUAAUUUAUUCAUUUUCCAUUCAUUAUCAGAUUUUAGUUUUUUGUUAUAAAACAUAGGUAGAUAAUUUUCAAGAUUGAAUUUGAAAUUAGAAGCAUCAUCAGAUGCAUUUUUUAUUUAAUUUAUGCCAGGGUACACAGAUACAGAAAUGUCAAAAAAUUAUAUUGGCUGAUUGUGUUUUAUGAAAAUCAACUAUUGAUAUCGGCAAAUAAUUGUAUCAUCUGUGCAUCUAUAUGCACAACAGCAAGUGUUUUUUGAGUUAGUUUCCGAUUGCAACACAUCUUUGUCGCUCAGGAUGUAGUUUCACUUAAUGAAUAUGGAUAAUGCUCAUUCCAGGCUGGGACAGGUGAAUAAUGGCUUAUUGGGCCUUCAAGAACAAGUCAGGGUAAGCAGUAUUUCACGCAAAUAUACAGUGCCUUGCGAAAGUAUUCGGCCCCCUUGAUCUUUUCGACCUUUUGCCACAUUUCAGGCCUC
Esox lucius (northern pike) is the source of this 1898-nucleotide messenger RNA. Its product is annotated as zinc finger protein 567-like. Bases 128 to 1225 code for a protein of 365 amino acids. The record is from RefSeq and is a predicted model, not a curated record. Gene Ontology annotation, molecular function: DNA-binding transcription factor activity; RNA polymerase II cis-regulatory region sequence-specific DNA binding. The transcript has 2 exons. Gene Ontology annotation, biological process: regulation of transcription by RNA polymerase II. NCBI's taxonomy places the organism in Eukaryota, Metazoa, Chordata, Actinopteri, Esociformes, Esocidae.